Messenger RNA from Spirodela intermedia, 2220 nucleotides. The record is from the annotation of a GenBank genome assembly. Lineage: Eukaryota; Viridiplantae; Streptophyta; Magnoliopsida; Alismatales; Araceae.
AUGGUGAGUGAUUGUGUUCCGCCUAGUCUCAGGCGUGCGUGUGUGGCUUGUAUUGCCAUGGAUUUCUACCUCAGAGUACUUCUCUGUUUAUUUUGUCCGUUUGGUAUGUAUUGUAGACGUUCAAGCGCAGGAAUGGAGGCCGGAACAAGCACGGGCGCGGCCAUGUGAAAUUCAUCCGCUGUUCAAACUGCGCCAAGUGCUGCCCGAAGGUGACUCCUCGAUACCUCUUCUUUAAGUAGAUGUUUGUAUACGAUUAUGUCAAUUGAUUGCCGUGGAUAAAACCCUAGAUCUGCAUUUGCCUCCCUGGAUUAUCGGCAUCCUCUAGUUGCAUUUUGUUGUGUUUCAUGGUAACGUUUGUUUUAUGAGUUUUUACGCAAUAGGCGGCCCCAUCACGCUAUCGAUGAACAUGACAGUGAUAUAACGACUUUAAUUUAUUUUCUGUUUGCUAUAAACUUCUGUUUAAUGUCCUAUUGCCCGUGAUAAUGUGAUUUCCAGGACAAGGCCGUUAAGCGGUUCCUUGUGAGGAACAUUGUCGAACAAGCUGCCGUCAGAGAUGUCCAGGAGGCUUGUGUAUAUGAGAGUAAUGAUGACGAUCACUUUUUGAUCUUCUUAUAUAUAUAGAUAUAGAUAUAUACUCUGUCCUGUCAUCUUAACCAUAAACGUCGGUAUCUCAGGCUACACUCUUCCAAAGCUAUAUGCCAAGGUUCACUACUGUAUUUCGUGUGCUAUUCACUCGCAUGUCGUGCGGGUACGGUCGCGCACCAACAGAAGGAACCGUGAGCCACCACAGCGCUUCAGACGCAGGGUACUAUCUCUUGUUGCUUUCUUCUAUCGUAGUGAGGCAUAUUUUAUAUAUGGUCACCAUCGUUUCUUUUAUUUCGUGGCUUUGAGGUUACCGAAAUGAAUCGUUUGUUGUGAUGGAGUGAAUCGUCUAUUCAGACUCAAGGUCCAUGUUUUCUUAAGUUGGCUUGCUUGAAUUAAGAAAAUACUUGUAAUCAUUGAGCAUCAAGGAGUUUUGAUAGUAACCUUUCGGCAACAAUUCUAAUGCAUCGUUUGAUUUUCGCCCAGCAGGUGUCCCUAUUGGGAAGGAUUCAGGUUUUUUUUAUAUUAGUUUCAUGAAUAAAUAUCAUGUACAUCGCUAGUAUGAUACAAAUCUCUAGAAUUUUUCACAUUGAUUCUGCUGUUUAGAUAACUCGGAUGAUCAUUCUAAGUACUCUAGUAAUUGAGCGAAAGCAAAGUCUUGGUUCCAAUCAAGUAACUACGGUGUCAAUGAAAUCUCCUAAUAAAGUAAAAAGUUAGUCCGUGCUAACCGUUUGGGGUUAUUGGAUAGGACCGUAGCGUUGACUGUGGUUAUCCGUUUCAAACGCUAAUUAAAACUAAAUUUUCCGAGCUUGUUUUGGUCACAUGCGGUCAUUACAUUGCAGCCACAAGAUAAUUGUUGUUAACGUUGGAAGACAUUAAUAAUUUUCAUUUGAUCCUCCUUAAAUAAUAAUAUAUAUGUGGUUUCUCGUUACCCCUGCUAACAUGUCGAGGGCAGUCUGUUGAUCUUGCUCUCUUUGUGGAAGGUCAGUUUUGUUACUCUGCUCUCUCACGGCCACUACCAUUAUCGUCAGCCGAAUGUCAUUAAUUUCAUUAAUUAGUCUUAGUGCCGUUAUCAUCAAGCUCCUCGUUAGAUUAUUGUCAGAUGGCUAAUGCAGGGCCUUCAGGGGGGCAUCUGUAGCCAUGAGAAUUUUUACGGGCAUUGCUCUCAAUUACGAUGUUCUGGCAUUAUAUUAUGCAUGUUCUGAGCCCACGGCGUCAUCAUUUUGGCCCUUGUCUACUGUUUAAAGGAUAAUAUGCCCUAAUCCUACAUUCCUCAGCUGCACCUUCUGUGGUACAUUUUUGGGUUAUAUUCCCCUCUCGAUUGCUAGAAGAGCAAUCUAAGUAUAGUACCAAAUUUUAACUCUUGUUGGUAUUAAGGAAUCCCAAAUUGCUUUUUUGGUUAAGGAAUGAUAUCUCCAAAUCAUUAGUUAUUUUUAAAUAGCUAGUGCACAUCUCUUGGGCAAGCAUAGUCCGCCGUCAUAAGCGUGUGAUAAGCUUAUGGAAUUAUAGGGGGGAUCUUUUCUUGACUUGACAUGGCUCCUUUUGUUACAGGACGACACGGCGAGGCCAGGGCAGGCGCCGGGGCAGGGGCAGGGGCCACGCCCACCUGUUGGGAUCGCCAAUCCAGUUCGCACGUAA